Molecule: messenger RNA, 2295 nt
Organism: Saccharomyces cerevisiae S288C
Lineage: Eukaryota; Fungi; Ascomycota; Saccharomycetes; Saccharomycetales; Saccharomycetaceae
Gene: AKR1
Product: palmitoyltransferase AKR1
Exons: 1
Coding region: 1-2295 (764 amino acids)
Cellular component (GO): Golgi apparatus; Golgi membrane; early endosome membrane
Molecular function (GO): palmitoyltransferase activity; protein-cysteine S-palmitoyltransferase activity
Source: RefSeq, marked reviewed
AUGGUGAACGAAUUAGAGAAUGUGCCACGGGCGUCGACCUUGACGAAUGAAGAGCAAACGGUUGAUCCUAGCAAUAACGACUCACAGGAAGAUAUUAGUCUGGGUGAUUCUAACGAAAUUACUUCGUUGGCAUCAUUAAAGGCUAUCCGAUCAGGAAAUGAAGAGGAAAGCGGGAACGAGCAGGUGAAUCAUAAUGAUGAGGCCGAAGAAGAUCCUCUGUUAACUCGCUACCAUACCGCUUGCCAAAGAGGUGAUCUAGCGACUGUCAAAGAAAUGAUACAUGGAAAGUUGCUCGAAGUUAAUAACGACGGUGACUCUACGGAACAUAUCACUGGUUUGCAUUGGGCAAGUAUUAAUAACAGACUUUCUGUAGUGGAUUUUCUAGUUUCACAAGGCGCUGAUGUCAAUGCAAGGGCUGGUGCUUUGCAUGCCACACCAUUACAUUGGGCUGCAAGGUAUGGGUACGUGUACAUUGUCGAUUUUUUGCUUAAGCAUGGAGCUGAUCCCACCAUGACCGAUGACCAAGGUUUCAAUCUACUACACUUAUCUGUGAACAGCUCAAAUAUAAUGCUAGUUCUAUACGUUUUAUUCAACGUUGUCAGCAAAGGUCUUUUAGAUAUAGAUUGCCGAGACCCAAAGGGCAGAACUUCACUACUAUGGGCUGCUUACCAGGGAGAUUCCCUAACUGUAGCAGAAUUGUUGAAAUUUGGUGCCAGCAUAAAGAUCGCAGAUACAGAAGGAUUCACCCCACUGCACUGGGGCACUGUAAAAGGGCAACCACAUGUACUAAAAUACUUGAUUCAAGAUGGUGCAGAUUUUUUCCAAAAAACGGAUACCGGAAAAGAUUGCUUUGCUAUUGCUCAAGAAAUGAACACUGUGUACUCACUUAGAGAGGCUCUAACACAUUCUGGAUUCGACUACCAUGGUUAUCCCAUUAAAAAAUGGUUCAAAAAAAGUCAACAUGCUAAGCUCGUUACAUUCAUAACGCCAUUUCUAUUUCUAGGAAUCGCAUUUGCUCUUUUCUCUCAUAUUAACCCUUUGUUUGUAAUCAUUGUCCUUUUUUUAUUGGCCAUUGCCACUAACAAAGGCUUGAACAAAUUCGUUCUGCCGUCAUAUGGACGAAUGGGUGUCCACAACGUUACCUUGUUAAGGUCACCUUUGUUAUCCGGUGUUUUUUUUGGCACUUUACUUUGGGUGACUAUCGUUUGGUUUUUCAAAGUUAUGCCUCGAACAUUUUCUGAUGAACAAUAUACUAACAUCCUAAUGCUGGUAAUACUUGUUUCUGUAUUUUACCUUUUUGGGCAGCUUGUUAUUAUGGACCCAGGAUGUUUGCCAGAAGAAACUGAUCAUGAGAACGUGCGACAAACAAUCUCGAACUUGCUCGAAAUCGGUAAAUUUGAUACGAAGAACUUUUGUAUCGAAACUUGGAUUAGAAAACCUCUAAGAAGCAAAUUUUCGCCCUUAAACAAUGCUGUGGUUGCAAGAUUUGAUCAUUACUGCCCUUGGAUCUUUAAUGAUGUCGGACUCAAAAAUCACAAAGCAUUUAUAUUUUUUAUUACAUUAAUGGAAAGUGGUAUUUUCACAUUUCUUGCACUUUGCCUGGAAUAUUUUGAUGAACUUGAAGAUGCACACGAAGAUACAUCCCAGAAAAAUGGCAAAUGUUUCAUCCUAGGCGCUUCAGAUCUCUGUUCGGGAUUAAUAUAUGAUAGAUUUGUCUUUCUGAUAUUAUUAUGGGCUUUACUCCAAUCUAUUUGGGUUGCAAGUUUGAUCUUCGUCCAAGCCUUUCAAAUAUGUAAAGGAAUGACCAAUACAGAAUUCAAUGUUUUGAUGAAAGAGAGUAAGUCCAUUGGCCCCGAUGGGUUAUCUUUCAAUGAAAACUUCAAUACUACUCCAGAAGGAUUUGCGCCGUCGAUUGAUCCGGGUGAGGAGAGUAAUGAUACUGUACUAGCACCAGUCCCAGGCUCAACGAUAAGGAAACCACGCACUUGUUUUGGCGUUUGUUACGCGGUGACUGGUAUGGAUCAGUGGUUAGCGGUUAUAAAAGAAACCAUUGGCAUCAAGGAUAGCACCGGACAUAAUGUGUAUUCGAUUACAUCAAGAAUACCAACAAAUUACGGUUGGAAAAGAAAUGUUAAAGACUUUUGGCUUACAAGCGAUAUAAAUGCGCCUUUGUGGAGGCGAAUUUUGUAUCCUCCUUCGGGCUCUAAAGCUUUGCUCAACGGGAUAGAAGUUGACUAUUUUAAGCUUUACAAAUUGCCAAAUAAGGAUGUUGAACAAGGAAAUGAUAUGGUAUGA